GCUGAGACGGGCGCACUGCCAGACGGUGGAGGACCGACGGUGUAAUCGACCGAUGCCACUGGGAACUGUCAACGCGCGCAAAGGAGAAACGGAGAGAAGAAAAGUGCGUGUGUGACGCACAGGGGAGGUGCGUUUUUAGCAAGUCACCAUUUUAUCAAAACAAAGUGUGAAUCUUGCGCGAAGUUAGUUUUCGGAGUUUGCGAGAGAAAAAGUGGGGUAAAGCUGUGGAAGUUUAAUUUUAUUGAAAUUAAAACACGAGCACACCUGUAAGUAGAAGAAAAGAUAAAGUUAGUGCGAAUUUCGAAGACUGAAACAUUUAAUACUUACCAGCAGCGAAGGAAGCAACAGAAACUGCACCGUCGUCGCCUACCGUCACUGAACGCUACAUUGUACAGUGUCGGUAGUUUGAAGUGGAACGAAGGAGAAGAUAAGGAAGAGGAAGAAGUGUAGGAGAGAUAGAGGAAAUCGUUGGAAAGGAAGACUAAUUAAGUAAGUGAAAUUCAAACAAACAUGUACACAAAUAACUAAAUAAAAACUUACCUUUUUAGUUUUGUAGCUGUCGAAAACGACUGCUGACAGAAAGUUAGUUUUUUACUGACAAUCACCCGAACAAACUACAAAAUUAAUUACGGGUCCAGUAAUCCUCUCCACGAUGGCCGACGAAACAACAUUCUGCGGUGCGUGUGGACUCUUCUUCGACAACGUGGAUCGGAUAAUCACCUGCAGCAGAUGCGACAUGAUCUACCACUCACGCUGCGUGGACGCAACGGCGGCGGAAAAUGAGUGGUGCUGCCCGGAAGGUUGUUGGUGCGAAGAAAACAAAGAAGCCCAAAGCAACAACAAUAACGACGGUUCUAAGAGCUCAUCCGAAGAAGCAAGCGAGAUGCCAGAUGCGGCGACUGAACCGGAUAAACCGGAGGUCGUCAAGGUCGCGUUGGAUCAGCAUGCGGAGCAGUUCGAUGCUGAACGUUGGAUACGAGAGAAGCAGCUAGAAAUCGAGGUAGAACUAGCAGAACGGCAGGCCCGGAUCGAUCGCGAGCUGCAAGCCAAAGAAAAGAAGAUGACCGAAGCGAUCCGGAAGGAGAUGCGACGGUAUGAAACAAACUUGGAGCUUGAGCAGAGGAAAAAGUCGGACCACAACAGGCGAAUGGCAGAAUUGGAUAGCUCGUACCGUAGAAGGUCUUCGCUCAUCGACGAGCAGCUGGAGCUCAUCAAAUUCGGCUUCGAAAAGCUCCUGCCCUCCCCCCAAAUCGUUGACUUGGCGAAGGAGGAGGAGGAGGAUGCAGAAAACGAAACGGAUGCUGAACGCGAUGAAAACUCGUCGGAUCCGGGCGAAGAGAGCGAUGGAAGUUUGAAAGUUCGCGCAGAGGACACCAGCGAGAACGAGACGAAGCUGUUAAUGCAAGAUUUCGUCAGCAUAAGUCCAAACGGGCUGGGGCAGCAGUGUUCCGGAUUUGAGAAGGCACGACUGGCCGCGGGCGGGGGACUCACAAGACAGUCUCCUUGUUAUCCGAUCGACCCAGUACAGUGGCCAAAGUCUCUCGGAACGCGAGAAGGAUCCUCAACCCAUGGAGUGACGGACGAACGAAACCUUGUGGGGCUUCGCCACUUGCUUGAAGGUGCGGCGCAAAAUACUGGACACUUUCCUCGCCAUCUGUCCGAGCCAGACAUCGUAAAGCGUCAUCUGUCGUUGGAAUGCCCGGAACUACUGCCACAAUGCCGUUUGGAGGAAGCAUGCGAGGCCGAGCGUUCGGUCGACGGACUUGAACAAAUCAAAUCGCUCGAAAUCGUGGAAGACAUACUGCGCGAGCAGAUGGAGGGGGCGGAUCUCACGCUUGAGAAUCCGCUCACAAAACAAGACCCAGCCAGCGUUCUCCUAGACGCGGAGCAACGGCUCUGGGCACCAACUAGGUCGACGGAACCAAAGAUUUUCUUGUUGACCAACCCGGACACGAUAACCGGGACAAGCAGAAGAGGACAGAUAGAGGAAGCGGCUCGCUACUGUCUGAACGAGGACAGCUCGGGACUGAGCAGGGCCAACCAAACGCCACACGCAUGCGACGAUCAUCAGUGGCGGUUCUGCGAGGGGAUCGAAAGGCUGUCCGUCGACGUCCGCAUGCAACUCGUCGCAAACUGGAAGUUCGGUGACGACUUGAAAUGUCAGCUGGAGAAAUUGGGCCAACGCGAUGCGUGCCGGGAGCUGCACAUCCUGGUAGCUCUUCCGCUCGUGAGCACGGUCGACUUCAGCCCGCAAAAGGAAUUCACCAGGGAUGCAUCGACUGCGGACGAGGCCACUUCUGUCGCUUUGAUCGAAUGUGCACAAGCAGUUCGACCGGGACUCGGAAGUGUAAGGGCGAUGCUCUGCCUACAGCAAAUGGCGGAGACACGUGGCGCGUGGCCAAGAAUCACGCGGAACAGUGGGUGGAUCUUUGCGGUGAGGACAACCGGCGGCGAAAAAUGGCUACUGUCAUCGGUGCGUCAGAAACCACACUUGAGCCACCACAUGUUGAAAGCAGAAGAGCUAUCGGCGCAUAACAGCAUCGUUGUAGCGGCUGACGACGCUCGGCGGGAAGAAUUCUUCGGAGAGCUGAGAUCGAUGGAGUCGGUUGUAGCAGUCGAGGUGAAUCUGCACCAAGCGUCGUUUGAAGAUCUGGACAGUCCGAAGGAGCACAGUACACUGCUGAGUUCGGCGGCAUGUGCUCAACAAGAUCCGGCGAGUACUGAUCGAACAACGCUGAUAAAUGGUGCAAGAGACUCGAAGAAUGCUGUUCGCGCCAAUGGUGGCAGCAUCGACAAACUACUCCAAAACAACAGCACGCCGCUGAGGAACCCGAGCGUUGGACUUUUGCCGAAAGGUUCUCGGAUCCCAACGAACGCCGAGGUUGAUUACGGUGAGGGCAACUACGGCGUGGGGAAUCAACCCUGUGUGAUGGCUUCAGCGAGAGCUGUGGCACACAAACAAGAUGAUCUGGGACUAGGAAUCCCGGACAGCACUGCGAGACUGUGUGCGGCGCAACCAGUGAUCGUCGUUGAGCAACUGCCAGAGCAUAUCGGUGCGCAGAAGCCGACGAUUGGAAACGUCAGUAAGGCGACGAACCUGGUUGCCACCAAGCGCAACGCGAUGGAUAUCAACAGCAGCAACAAGUACGAGUGGGCAAAAAAGCAGAUAAACCAGGUGGAGCACUGGUCGAUGGGCGAUCGGCCGCAGCAGGUAGACUUGGAGACCGGAAACUGGAAGUGCCUAGCUGAAAGAAAAACGGUGAACGCAGCGGUGAUAGAGAUUUUUGGUAAAUCCGACGCGCCGGACGGCCCGACGGAUGUUACGGGCUGGGGUGUUACGACCGCUGAGACGGGCGCACUGCCAGACGGUGGAGGACCGACGGUGUAAUCGACCGAUGCCACUGGGAACUGUCAACGCGCGCAAAGGAGAAACGGAGAGAAGAAAAGUGCGUGUGUGACGCACAGGGGAGGUGCGUUUUUAGCAAGUCACCAUUUUACCAAAACAAAGUUUGAAUCUUGCGCGAAGUUAGUUUUCGGAGUUUGCGAGAGAAAAAGUGGGGUAAAGCUGUGGAAGUUUAAUUUUAUUGAAAUUAAAACACGAGCACACCUCAGCGAAGGAAGCAACAGAAACUGCACCGUCGUCGCCUACCGUCACUGAACGCUACAUUGUACAGUGUCGGUAGUUUGAAGUGGAACGAAGGAGAAGAUAAGGAAGAGGAAGAAGUGUAGGAGAGAUAGAGGAAAUCGUUGGAAAGGAAGACUAAUUAAGUAAGUGAAAUUCAAACAAACAUGUACACAAAUAACUAAAUAAAAACUUACCUUUUUAGUUUUGUAGCUGUCGAAAACGACUGCUGACAGAAAGUUAGUUUUUUACUGACAAUCACC
Molecule: messenger RNA, 3885 nt
Organism: Culex pipiens pallens (northern house mosquito)
Lineage: Eukaryota; Metazoa; Arthropoda; Insecta; Diptera; Culicidae
Exons: 4
Coding region: 653-3388 (911 amino acids)
Source: RefSeq, a predicted model, not a curated record